GUCUUCCAAGGAUGAGGAUUUUGGUGACUGGCGGCGCUGGGUUUAUUGGCAGCCACACUGUGGUUGAGCUUCUGACUCAAAACCACGAAGUUGUCAUUGUGGACAACCUGAUCAACUCGAGCGCCGAAUCGGUCAAGCGCGUCGAGGCAAUCACGGGAAAGCACGCCCCGUUCCACAAGGUCGACCUGCUCGACCGCGAGGCACUGACUGCCGUGUUUCGGGCUGAAACCACUGCCAAGUCGGCCACGUUCGACGCCGUCAUCCACUUUGCUGGACUGAAGGCUGUCGGAGAGUCUUCGCAGCUCCCGCUCAAGUACUACCACAACAACAUCACUGGAACGCUCGUCCUGCUCGAGGUCAUGGAGCAGUUUGGCGUCAAAAACCUCAUCUUCUCGUCCUCGGCCACCGUCUACGGUGCCCCAGACUACCUGCCACUCAACGAGAAGCACCCGCUCAGGACGACCAAUCCAUACGGUGCCACCAAGCUGUUCAUUGAGCAAAUCCUCCGCGACGUCCAGGCUGCCAACAAGUCAAUGAACAUUGUCCUGCUGCGCUACUUCAACCCUGUCGGUGCCCACAAGUCCGGCACGAUCGGCGAAGACCCUUCAGGCAUUCCCAACAACCUGAUGCCGUACAUUGCUCAGGUUGCCAUCGGCCGCCGUCCCUUCCUCAACGUCUACGGCAAGGAUUACGACACCCCCGACGGCACGGGCGUGCGCGACUACAUUCAUGUGGUUGAUCUCGCGCUGGGCCACGUCGCGGCGCUCGCCCGCAUCCAAGACAACUGCGGCUGUGUCGUCUACAACCUCGGCACCGGCAAGGGCUACUCUGUGCUCGAGAUGGCCAAGGCGUUUGAGAAGGCCUCUGGCAAGCCCGUUCCUGUUGAGUUUGCACCACGCCGUGCUGGCGACGUGGCUACUGUCUACGCCGAUCCUGCGCUGGCAGCAGCCGAACUCAAAUGGACUGCCACGCGAAAUCUCGAGGAAAUGUGCGAGGAUUUGUGGCGCUGGCAAAGCCAAAACCCCACCGGCUUUAACAAGGCUACCUAGCGCAAAACAAGAAAACUGGUGGAAAACUGGCACUCGACGGUGUGGGUCAAAUGGUUGGCCAUUCAACCCAAGCCGACUGCAUGUGCAUGUGCACCAGGAUGUAAAAGCAGGUGAAUAACAGUGCAGUGUUAAAUGUGUGGGCAGAUUUUUCGUACAGUCAAGGUCGAGCAAGCGAGCCA
Messenger RNA from Capsaspora owczarzaki ATCC 30864, 1228 nucleotides. Its product is annotated as UDP-glucose 4-epimerase. Lineage: Eukaryota; Filasterea; Ministeriida; Capsasporidae. Gene Ontology annotation, cellular component: cytosol. Gene Ontology annotation, biological process: beta-D-galactose catabolic process via UDP-galactose, Leloir pathway. The transcript is spliced from 3 exons. The coding region runs from base 12 to 1049 and encodes 345 amino acids. The record is from RefSeq and is a predicted model, not a curated record. Gene Ontology annotation, molecular function: UDP-glucose 4-epimerase activity.